This is a messenger RNA of Vicia villosa (hairy vetch), 2085 nucleotides long. RefSeq lists its product as uncharacterized. Gene Ontology annotation, biological process: transport. Gene Ontology annotation, cellular component: membrane; Golgi apparatus. Bases 30 to 1616 code for a protein of 528 amino acids. The transcript is spliced from 5 exons. The record is from RefSeq and is a predicted model, not a curated record. Lineage: Eukaryota; Viridiplantae; Streptophyta; Magnoliopsida; Fabales; Fabaceae.
UAGUAACUCUUAACUUGUUAGUACCAUCGAUGCUCUCUCAUUUUUCUCAUUCUUCAUUCUUACUUACUACUACAAUCUUGUUCAUCAUGAUGAGAUUCAACUUCCUCUAUGCACUAUUUUCACUCUUUCUCAUCAAAAUCAACGCUUCUAUUCAUCACUACAACAACCAACCUUUCACUCACCGUUCCAACGCCUUCUUCUUCCACGCCGGCACCGAAGCUCUCUUCUCCUCUUCUUCAUCUUUCAUCAGGUUUGAAACGGUGUCGUUCACCAGACCCAAUGAAUCUGCCAUCACCUAUGGCCAAAUGCAAACUCACACUGGUCUUGUUGAAGCUAUUAUUCUUGAAGUUAAAGACAGAAACAGAAUUGGUGGAUUCUAUUUUAAUCCCAAAUCUGAUUUGAUUUGUUGUACUCCUGAUCUUGCUAAACUGCAUAACUGUAAUGUUGGUGAAGUUAUUGUUCAGAAUAAUCCUGAUAACCCCGACUUCCCCAAACGGAUUAAGACGUUCUUCCGAGGGAUCGAUCAAGUUGCUAAGAUGGAUCCUCAAACUGUUGAAAUUAAUGCUACUGGGAUGUAUUAUCUAUACUUCAUGUUUUGUGAUCCUAACCUGAAGGGGACUACUGUUACUGGAAAAACUGUGUGGAGAAACCCUACUGGUUAUCUUCCUGGUAAAAUGGCACCUCUUAUGACGCUUUACGGUUUCAUGUCUUUGGCUUAUCUGUUACUUGGUCUUCUAUGGUUUUUGAGGUUUCUUCAGUUUUGGAAAGAGAAGGAUGUUGUGCAUGUUCACCUUCACUACCAUAUAACAGCUGUUAUUGCUCUUGGAAUGUGUGAGAUGGCUUUGUGGUAUUUUGAGUAUGCCAAUUUCAAUGUUACUGGUAGUAGGCCUAUGGGAAUUACGAUAUGGGCUGUUACUUUUACCUCUGUUAAGAAGACGCUUUCGAGGUUGCUUCUGCUUGUUGUUUCUAUGGGAUACGGUGUUGUUCGUCCUACCCUUGGCGGGCAGGGGGUUGCGAAUAGAGUUGUGCUUCUUGGGUUGAUGUACUUUGUUGCAUGUGAAGCGUUUGAGCUUGUUGAGCAUUUGGGGAACAUCAAUGACUUCUCUGGGAAAUCUAAGUUGCUGUUGGUACUACCUGUUGUUUGCCUUGACUCAUGCUUCAUUCUCUGGAUCUUCUCUUCCUUGUCUAAAACCUUGGAGAAACUGCAGACAAGGAGAAACUUGGCUAAGAUGGAGAUCUACCGAAAAUUUACGAAUACCCUUGCAGUGUCUGUGCUAUUGUCCAUUGCAUGGAUUGGCUUUGAGCUGUACUUCAAUGCAACCGAUCCUUUAAGUGAGCUGUGGCAAAUUGCUUGGAUUAUUCCUGCUUUCUGGUCCCUGCUUUCAUAUACUCUCUUGCUGGUGAUAUGUGUCCUUUGGGCUCCUUCUCGUAACCCUACCAGAUAUGCAUACUUAGAAGGAACAGAUGACAUUGAUGAGGAAGGUAUCUCUCUGACAAGCAGCAUUGCAAAGAUGAGUGGGGAUGUGACAACCAAUCUUGAGCGGAAAGAAAGGAAAGGUUCCAGUGCCACAAAUCUUACGAUUGCAGAAGAUAUUGAGGAAGAUAAACGGGAAUAAUGUCGCCCAUAUUUGUAUAGUAGUGUUUCAUAUGUCGUCAUAUGUAAAUGUUCAUAUAUACAAAUAGUUUGUUGUGCGGAAGGUUUCAGUUAGUAAUGGAGAAACAGAGUCGCGGUGCCAUUUGAUCAUAAUCAUAACUGCAAAUGAUACGUGUAUCACGUAGGAGCAAAAAUCUCGAUACUCUCCAUAACAUUUGAACAUAUGUUAUGAUCAAAUCAUUCACCAGCUUAGUUUUACUUGACUAUCAUCCUUAGUUAUAUGCCUUCUAAUUUUAAUCCCCUUUUGUUUGGGGCUUCUCAUAGCAUAUUUUCUGGAAUCCUUAUCUUCAAUGAGUUUUAAAAUUACAGGUUUGAGUGAAUUAUCACUCUUCAGGUGGUGGAGACAGUCCAUAUGAUAAUCCCUUCCUGAGUUCAUGUUGUUACUGCUUCACUCUCUUUCAUUAUAUUAACAUGCUGAAUUUACCAAAUAA